AUGAAACACCUCUACAUAGAGAAAAAGGGAAUGUCCACCGGGGACCAGCUGCAGGAGGAGGCGCUCCUGCACUUCUCCUCCAUAACGCCCAUCAACAACGUGGUUCAGGACCCCCGCAGCGGGCGCGUCUACCUGGGUGCCGUCAACACCAUCUACCAGCUGGACGAGGCGCUGCGUGAAGAGGCCCGCACCGUGACUGGCCCCAAGGAGGAUGCCCGCACCUGCACCCCGCCUGUCUCCACUCCGUACUGCCAGGACACCAAGCCCAGCCCUAAUGUCAAUAAGCUGCUGCUGGUGCACCCAUCCAACGGCUCACUGAUCGUAUGUGGGUCCCGAUACCGGGGUAUCUGUUCCCUCCUCAACCUGAGCAAUGUGGAGCAGCAACUGUACUACAGUGACUCUAAGGGGGAGAGGACUUAUGUAGCUAGCAUAGAGGACGGGGUAGCCGUGGUGGCCGUCAUGUCUACAUACGUUAAUAAAGACGGCAACACCUUUAAUGUGUUUCUGGUGGGAAAGGGCUACGGCAGCCUGGACAGCUCCAAACUCAUCAGCACGCGCAUCCUCCAGGACUACCGCGACUGGGUGGUAUUCGAGAGCAUCAUCGAGGCGUCCACCGUGCAGGCAACACCCUUCGUGCCCAAGUACCUGCACGACUUCCGCCACGCCUUCAAGGAGGAGGGCUUUGUCUACUUCCUGUUCUCCAGGACCAUGGGAAGCACCGAUAACAAGAACCUCACCUUCGUGUCUCGACUGUGUGAGGACGACCCUCACUACUACUCUUACACAGAGCUGCAGCUCAACUGUGGCCCGGGGAACAGGUACAACAAGGUGCAGGCAGCCUAUGUGGCGUCCCCAGGUAAAGAGCUGGCCCGGGGGAUGACGGAGUCGGGCCAGUAUGGUCAAGUACUCCCCUGGCACAAGGUGCUGUUCAUGGUGGCCAGCCCGGAUGACGACGGCGCCGACUCGGCCCUGUGCAUGUACCCUCUAAACACCAUCAAUGAGAGGCUGGUGGACAUCAUCAGUGCCUGCUACAGCGACUCGGGCAAGAUCGCAGGCAUCCCAGCUGUGGACAUCCCCUACUCCUACAAGACAGACGAGUUCUGCACCUCCCAUAUUGACAAAGACACUCUGAACAACUAUAAGUGUGGGGCGGACUUCCUUCCCUCUCCACUGGCCAGUAAGCCAGAGUUUGCCCUGCAGGCGAAGGCGGUCAUCAUCAGGAGGUGCCUGCUGACCGCUGUGGCCAUCGCUGUGGAGAAUGACCACACUAUUGCCUUCCUGGGGAACAGCCUGGGAGAGGUGUACAAGGUGCAUCUGACUGCCAACCCAGAGGUGUACAGUCAAGUGCCAGGGGACACCACAGGGAAACGCAUCAACAAAAAACUCUUCUUUGACGCCAGCCACAGCCACCUGUAUAUCACCACUGAGAAAAAGAUCACCAAGAUGCCAGUGCAGACGUGCCAUCUGAAAACAGACUGCCAGUCCUGUGUGUCACCAUGGGACCCCUACUGUGGCUGGUGUGUUCUGGAGGGCAGGUGUACCAGGAGGUCUGAUUGCCGGCGAGCGGAGGAGAAGAACGGCUGGUUGUGGAGCCCCAAGCAGCAGUGUGUGAAGAUCGUGUCCUUCAACCCACCCAACCUCAGCUGCAAAAAGACCCAGCAGGUGGAGAUCAACGUGCCCUCCCUCCCCUCCUUCGGGCAGGCAGACCGUCUGUGCUGUGUGUUCCCCUCCUAUAUGAGUGACGCCACCAUGUCCUCUGGCCAGGUCACUUGUGCCCUGCCCAAUCCCGUCUCCUUACCAUCCACACCUGAACACCAGGAUUUCGUGGCGGUGCCCAUUAAGAUCUUUGUGAACGAGUCGGUGGAGCUGGCCACCAGGGAGUUCAAUUUCUACAACUGUUCAGCCACUGUGAGGAAAGCAGAGAGCACACCGUGUUUGUCGUGUGUGGCCAGCCCAUGGGGCUGCCAGUGGAACACCCAGGACCACACCUGCCAGGACAAGGACGACACUGUGUUGGGCCCUCAAAUCAUCAAACACAGACAGGGGGCAAGAUGUCCCCAGUUCGAGAACCCUGAUCCUGUGCUCAUUCCUGUGGGGUUUAAAACCACCAUCGGCUUCGAGGGCAUCAACCUGGAUGUUUACCAGGACCGGGUGUUCACCAUCGGCACAGAGCUGAUGAGAAACAUGGAGGAGGACGUCAGGUCUGAAGAUGGGCCCUUCUACAGCUUCAACGGUUUUAACUUUUCCUUCGAUAAGUCACAGGAGACCAACGUUCUGUUCUACGUGAAGGACAAACAGUCGGGCAAGAAAAUAGACAGCACGCUGAAUGUGACCCUAUAUAGCUGCUCGCUGGGCCGUGAGGACUGCAGCCUGUGUAAGAACGCUGACCCUAAGUACAGCUGUGUGUGGUGUGUCAAAAGGAAGUCGUGCGUCUAUGAGAAGCUGUGUACUAAUGACCAGGGUACAGAGUGCCCUGACCCACACAUCACUGACAUCAUCCCUCGCUACGGGCCCGUGAGGGGGGGCAUCUCUGUCACCAUCAAGGGCUCCAACCUGGGCAUCCACAAGGAGGACAUCAAGGCCAUCAGUGUGGUGGGGGUCCCCUGUAUACAUCAGGAGAACAAAUACGCCGUCUCCACCAGCGUGGUGUGUGAGAUCGGGCCCUUGGAUCCCCCGAGUAAAAACUGGGGCCAGGUGGAGGUGGAGGUAGAGGGAGGGAAGAGAGGAACGUCAUCUGCUUUCUUCACAUACCGGGACCCCAUCGCCCGCUCGGUGCACCCCGCCAACGGCUCCAAGGCCGGGGGGACGGUCAUCACCAUCUCUGGCUUCAACCUAGACACAGCCACCAGGGAGGACAUUGCCGUCACCGUUGGGGGGGUGGUGUGCACUGUGGAGACGUUUGGUGCAGCCAUCACCUGCAGGAUGGGAGAGUACAGGGCGGAUAAGGUUCCCUCUGACCUGCUCACGGUGACAGUAAAGUAUGGGAAGAGCACCACCACAGCCGUCCCCACAGCCUUCCAGUUCUGGGAGAACCCCACUAUCCUGGACCAUCACCCCAAGGGAAGCUUUGUGUGUGGUGGGAGGACCAUCGUGGUGACUGGAUCUGGGUUUGACCUAAUUCAGAACGCCAUCAUGAGGGUCCAGGCCUCGGCUGACAAGUGGGCCGGCAUAACUCCUACUGAGUACCUCCAGGAGGCUCUGAGUAAGAACAACACGGUAAUCCAGUUCCUGACCCCGGCCGUCAACAGGUCUUCUGAGUCCCAUUUGUUCAGGACCUUCAUCCAGCUGGACAACUGGGGGAGGGAGCUCAAGCCCUUCGACUACCACCCUGACCCCGCCUUCGACCCCCUCACCAAGAAGAUCAUCACCGAGACCUCCAUCAUUGUCGUCACUGGCCGAGGUUUCGAAAAAGCCAUGACAGCCAAAGAGGCCCAGGCGUUUGUGGGGGAUGUCCCGUGCUAUGUCAACGCCCUCCAGGAUGACAAGCUGUUCUUGGAUCCCCCGUCUAGCCAGCCCCAGGCCCGCUCCAAACGCCACCGCAGACGCAGAGACACCAGCUCCGACCCAUUGGACCUGCUGAUUAAGUUUGGGAAUGGCGAGUGGGUGGUGGGCUCUGUGCACUACGAGAGCAAUAAUGAGGUUCCUCUCUUCAUCAUCAUCCCUGCUGUCAUCAUCCCCAUGCUGCUCAUCAUCCUCGUCUCCGUCUACUGCUACAGGAGGAAGAGCCAACAGGCUGAAAGAGAGUAUGAGAAGGUGAAACACCAGCUGGAGAAUCUGGAGGAGAGUGUACGAGAUCGCUGCAAGAAAGAGUUCACAGACCUGAUGAUAGAGAUGGAGGACCAUACCAACGAACUGAGCGAGGGGCGAAUCCCCUUCCUGGACUAUAAGACCUACACGGACCGCGUCUUCUUCCUGCCUUCCAAGGACGGGGCCAACGAUGUGAUGAUCACGGGCAAGCUGGACAUCCCUGAGGCACGGAAGGCCAUCGUGGGCCAGGCCCUCAACCAGUUCUCUAACCUGCUCAACUCCAAGACCUUCCUCAUCAAUUUCAUCAAGACCUUGGAAGGACGUCCAGACUUCAACGCCCGGGCCAAGGUGUACUUUGCAUCCCUGCUAACGGUGGCUCUGCAUGGGAAGCUGGAGUACUACACGGACAUCAUGAGGACCCUGCUGCUGGAACUCAUGGGGAACUAUGUCGACAGCAAGAACCCCAAACUCAUGCUGCGCAGGUCAGAGACAGUGGUGGAGAGGAUGCUGUGUAACUGGAUGUCCAUCUGUCUUUACCAGUUCCUCAAGGACUCAGCAGGGGAACCCCUGUACAAGCUGUUCAGGGCCAUCAAGCAUCAGACAGAGAAGGGUCCAGUAGACGCCAGAGUGAAGAAGGCCAAGUACACCCUGAACGACACGGGCCUGCUUGGAGACGACGUGGAGUACUGCGUCCUGACUCUGCAGGUGCUGGUGCACGGGGAGGGGCCAGACGUGACGCCCGUCAAGGUGUUGAACUGCGACACGGUGUCCCAGGUGAAGGAGAAGAUCAUCGAGGCGGUGUACAGGAACCUGCCCUACUCACAGAGACCCAAAGUGGACAGCGUCAGUCUGGAGUGGCGUCCUGGUUCCACAGGGCAGAUCCUGUCAGACCUGGACCUGACGUCCCAGAAAGAGGGCAGGUGGAGGCGCAUCAACACGCUGGCCCACUACAAUGUGCGAGACAAUGCUACUCUAGUCCUGUCCAUGGUUCUUCACACUCAACAGAACUAUUACCAGAACCAGGAUAACCAAGAGGAGAGAAAUGCCCUGUUGGAGGAUGACAAGGUGUUCCAUCUGGUUCGGCCUGAUGAGCUGGAUGAGAUGAAGUCCAAGAGGGGCAUGAAGGACAAGUCCAUGACCAAAGCCAUCACUGAGAUCUAUCUCACACGACUGCUCUCUGUCAAGGGAACCCUGCAACAGUUUGUGGAUGACUUCUUCCGCAGCGUGUUGUGUUCCGGGUCGGUGGUGCCACCCGCCAUCAAGUACUUCUUUGACUUCCUGGACGAGCAGGCCCUCAAACAUGACAACGUGGAUGAGGAGACCGUACACAUCUGGAAGACCAACAGCUUGCCUCUGAGGUUCUGGGUGAACAUCCUGAAGAACCCUCACUUCACCUUCGACGUCCACGUGACAGAGGUGGUGGACGCCUCGCUGUCCGUCAUCGCUCAGACCUUCAUGGACGCCUGCACCAAGACAGAGCACAAACUCAGCCGAGACUCUCCAAGUAACAAACUACUCUAUGCAAAGGAGAUCUCCACCUACAAGAAGAUGGUCGAUGAUUACUACAAGGGCAUCAGACAGAUGGUAUCAGUCAGCGACCAGGACAUGAACACUCAUCUGGCAGAGGUGUCUCGGACUCAUACAGACAAACUCAACACACAAGUGGCUCUGCAUCAGCUCUACCAGUACGCCAGCAAAUACUACGACGGGAUCAUCCAGUCCCUAGAUGAGGACCCGGCAGCCCAGAGUAAACAGCUCACCCUGCGGCUUCAGCGGAUAGCAGCCGCCCUUGAGAACAAAGUGACAGACCUCUAACCCACUGGAGGAGCCACUGAGACGGAGAGGGAGGGAUGGAGGGAGAUGGUACCGUGCCACCAGUGUCUACAGGGGCUUAUUUAUCCUGGCAGAGGAGAAAGAAACAGAGAAAGGGGUCCCGCAAGGCCUUGAUGUUGACACCUUCAACCCAGCAGGCCCAGAAUGUGGGACAGAUCAGAGUCUGCAGAGUGGAACAGAAUAGGACCAAUGAAACAAAGACAGAUCAGAGUCUGCAGAGUGGAACAGAAUAGGACCAAUGAAACAAAGACAGAUCAGAGUCUGCAGAGGGGAACAGAAUAGGACCAAUGAAGCAAAGACAGAGAGAUGAUGAUGGGUUACACAUGUCAUCAUACUGUAGGAACGCCUUAACUUAAGUCCACUUGCCAAACUGAAAUAAUUGGUCGUUAACACUCACUCUGGCUGUUCCCACAAUGCAACAGGGGCCAGCCCCGGGAAAUAAGCCCCUGUGUUGAACACUGCUUGGCACAAAGAGAUAAUCAGAUGUUCAAUUUCAUCCUGUCUAGAAAAGUUGUAAGAACUGUAUGAUAUAUUUUUUAUUGUGCAGUCUUUAUGCGGAAAGCUUUAUAAGGAGAAAUUAUCUUUUAAAAUGGACUGCCUUGUGGUGUGUAUUGUGUUUCUAUAGCCAGUGUGUGGAUGUGGGUUUGGGUUUGGGUUUGGGUGUGGAUGUGUGUGCGUGUGCGUGUGUGUGCACGGAAUGCCUACUGUCAGGCCAGAGGGUGGAUGCCAUAUCUGUUAUUUUAAUCUCCACUAGUCACUGACACACAGGAGCCCGUUCUCCCACUGAGCUCCUCUACACAGACCAAACGUUCAGGCUAACUAUACACAGGCUCUUCUUGGAAAUGACCGGCCGACUUGUGACAGGUCGACUUGUGACAGGCCGACUUGUGACAGGCCGACUUGUGACAGGCCGACUUGUGACAGGCCGACUUGUGACAGGCCGACUUGUGACAGGCCGACUUGUGACAGGCCGACUUGUGACAGGUCGACUUGUGAUUUUCCAAAUUAUCGGUUUUAAUUGUAUUUUUAUUUUGAUUCAUAGCUCGAUGGCAGGGUUUGGUUGCCAAUAUGCCCUCACACUCAAACAUCCAUAACACAGCUAUUUCCCCUUGUUGGAGUACAUUCUCACACAUUCCACUGGAACCUCAGUUAGUUUUGACCUCCAGUUUAUAAUGUUUUAUUUUUUUUAAGCUAAAUAUCUCCCAAAUCAUGUAAUAUAUUUUGAAUAGCAUUAAAUUACAUUUUAAGUCAGGUGAAUUACAUUUUACUCUGUAGCCAGUCAAGCAUACAUCCUGCAAUAACAUAACAUUUUUUAUGUGUUUUACUUUAUAGAAUUUGUUGUUUACCAUUUCAUCUACAGUAGUGAAACAGCAAUACUUUAGUACUUGAGUGAAAAUAUACUGAGGAAAUAUAAAUAAUAUGACAGCAGAUAUAUUAUAGUAGCUAACUUACUAAGUAAUAUGACAGCAGAUAUAUUAUAGUAGCUAACUUACUAAGUAAUAUGACCAUGAUGUUACAAGUUGUUCAUAGUGUUUUGAGUUUCCUUAUUCUAUGCCAAAUUACUAUUAAUAUCCCAUUUUGUAAGCUUCUACUAAAUGGAAAUCGUACACUUUUAAAUUAAUAAUGAUUUUUACAACAUGCGCCAUCGUUGGUAUAAUGUGUCACAAGUCAGGUUAAUUUAUUUACAGUGCCAGUCAAAAGUUUGGACACACCUACUCAUUCCAGGGUUUUUCUUUAUUU
Molecule: messenger RNA, 7320 nt
Organism: Salvelinus namaycush (lake trout)
Lineage: Eukaryota; Metazoa; Chordata; Actinopteri; Salmoniformes; Salmonidae
Product: plexin-B2-like
Exons: 36
Coding region: 1-5562 (1853 amino acids)
Biological process (GO): regulation of cell shape; positive regulation of axonogenesis; semaphorin-plexin signaling pathway involved in axon guidance
Cellular component (GO): semaphorin receptor complex
Molecular function (GO): protein binding; semaphorin receptor activity
Source: RefSeq, a predicted model, not a curated record